AUGCCCGAGCCGAGGAGGAGAAGAGGAGCGCCCCCACGAGACUCCUCUCUCCUCGGGCUGGUCUAUUUCUGCCUGCUACACCUCAGCCUCUCGUCGGCCCAGCAGACGGUGCCCGUGGUGUCCACUGCGCAGGGGCGCAUUCGGGGCGUCCUGACACCACUGCCUUCGGACCUCCUGGGCCCUGUCAUCCAGUAUCUCGGGGUACCCUAUGCCAGGCCCCCGACCGGAGACCGCCGGUUCCAAGCACCAGAGCCGCCCCUACCCUGGCCAGGAAUUCGGAACGUGACCCAGUUUGCGCCGGUUUGCCCGCAGUCGCUAGAUGAGAGGAGCAUGCUGGGAGAUAUGAUGCCCUCAUGGCUCACGGCCAACCUGGACAUAGCUGCCACUUACUUGACCCACCAGAGUGAGGAUUGUCUAUACCUCAACAUCUAUGUGCCAACCGAGGAAGACAUCCACGAGGAGGGCGGGCAGAGGCCCGUGAUGGUGUACGUCCAUGGCGGCUCAUACACUGAAGGAACCGGAAAUAUGAUGGAUGGCAGCGUGCUGGCCAGUUACGGCAACGUCAUUGUCAUCACGCUCAACUACCGUCUGGGCGUGCUAGGAUUUCUGAGCACAGGGGACCAGGCCGCCAAGGGGAACUACGGCCUGCUGGACCAGAUCCAAGCCCUGCGCUGGGUCAAGGAGAACAUCGCAGCAUUUGGAGGAGACCCCAACAGGGUGACCGUCUUCGGCUCUGGAGCCGGAGCUUCCUGCGUCAGUCUUCUCACUUUAUCCCACUACUCUGAGGAUUUGUUCCACAGGGCCAUCAUCCAGAGCGGCAGCGCUUUAGCCAGCUGGGCCGUCAACUACCAGCCCAGCAAGUACGCCCGGCAGCUGGGGGAGCGGGUGGGCUGCGGCAUCGACGACAGUACCCAACUGGUAGCCUGCCUCCAGGGCCGCAGUUAUCGGGAACUGGUAGAGCAACACGUCACGCCCGCCAAGUACCACACGGCUUUUGCCCCAGUCAUCGACGGCGACGUCAUACCGGACGACCCGCAGAUCUUGAUGGAGCAGGGGGAGUUCCUCAACUACGAUGUCAUGCUGGGGGUCAAUCAAGGCGAGGGCGUCAAGUUCGUGGAGGGCAUCGUAGACUCUGAAGAUGGCGUCACGGCUGAAGAUUUUGACUUUGCCGUGUCGGACUUUGUGGAUAGUCUUUACGGAUACCCAGAAGGACGCGACACGCUUAGAGAAAGCAUCAGGUUCAUGUACACGGACUGGGCUGACCGUGACAACGCGGAGACCCGACGGAAGACGCUAGUGGCGCUGUUCACAGACCACCAAUGGGUUGCUCCGGCCAUCGCCACAGCGGACCUUCAUGCUCAGUAUGGCUCACCUACCUACUUCUAUUCCUUUUACCACCACUGCCAGAGUGAAGCAACGCCUCCCUGGGCAGACUCUGCACAUGGCGAUGAGGUGCCCUACGUGUUCGGUGUGCCCAUGGUGGGUCCCACAGAUCUGUUUAACUGCAACUUCUCCAAGAAUGACGUGAUGCUCAGCGCCGUAGUGAUGACCUACUGGACCAACUUUGCCAAGACGGGGGACCCCAACCAGCCUGUUCCCCAGGACACCAAGUUCAUCCACACAAAACCAAACCGCUUUGAGGAGGUUGCCUGGUCCAAGUACACCCCAAAGGAGCAACUCUACCUCCACAUCGGCCUGAAGCCCCGUGUCAGAGACCACUAUCGAGCUACCAAAAUCUCCUUUUGGCUUCAGCUGGUUCCUCACUUGCAUCACGUCAACGAGCUACUCCAGUCUGUGUCAUCCAUUACGCAUAGCCCGUCUCCACAGGACGACACUCCGUUCUCAUACACCAAGCGCAUCUCCAAGGGCUGGCCUCCCAGUAGCACCCGGCACCCGGGUUCUCAAGGAGGUACACCACAGCCACCAGAGUCGGCUCUAGGACAGGGCGGAGGUGAAAAUGGCGUCCACGUCCCGAACGAGGACUAUUCGACGGAACUCUCGGUGACCAUCGCGGUGGGAGCGUCGCUGUUGUUUCUGAACAUCUUGGCGUUUGCCGCCCUACUCUACAAGAAAGACAAGAGGCGGCUGGAGCACCGACGGCCCCGGCCGCUCCCUCCCCCGCGGCGAGAUAUCACGGCUGCGGAUGUAGCCGCUCACCUUCAGGGUGAAGGACUCAUGUCGUUACAGGUGAAGCAGCUAGAAUCUGACGCGGCGUCAGCGGACGAGAGAAACAACGCACACCAUCAUCACACUCUGGACACGCUGGACGCUCUGGACGGCUUGGACACGCAGGACAUCUACAGCACCCUGGACACCGUACGCCUCACCUGCCCUCCCGACUACACCCUCACCCUACGCCGUUCUCCCGACGACGUCCCCCUCAUGACCUCGCUCACCCCAGGCUCUCUCCCCGUCACGCCGGGCUCGCACACGGUGACCCCCGCCACACCUAUGACCCCUAUGACGCCCGGUUCUGUGGUUGGGAUGCGGAUGGGCCACCCUCACCAGGGAUACACGCACCAUAGUCCCUAUAGUAACACACACUUGCCGCACACACACAUCUCCACGCACACACACUCUACCACGCGGGUAUAA
Nerophis lumbriciformis (worm pipefish) is the source of this 2595-nucleotide messenger RNA. NCBI's taxonomy places the organism in Eukaryota, Metazoa, Chordata, Actinopteri, Syngnathiformes, Syngnathidae. The record is from RefSeq and is a predicted model, not a curated record.